Drosophila willistoni is the source of this 940-nucleotide messenger RNA. Its product is annotated as lipopolysaccharide-induced tumor necrosis factor-alpha factor homolog. Lineage: Eukaryota; Metazoa; Arthropoda; Insecta; Diptera; Drosophilidae. Gene Ontology annotation, molecular function: zinc ion binding. Bases 411 to 791 code for a protein of 126 amino acids. The transcript is spliced from 2 exons. The record is from RefSeq and is a predicted model, not a curated record.
UAACUAAUAAAAAAAAAAAGUAAUUGACUAAAGCUACAUAGAAAUCUGGCUUAUAUAAGUAAUGAACUUGAUUAAAGAUCGUUGAGAAAUUUACACGAAAUAGUCAUAAAUUUUCGAAAAACUUUAUCUAACAAUUAGUUUAUUGAAAAUGUAAUGAAGUACGAAAAAUGUUGAAUUCUUUCUCUUCUUUGAGUGCAAUUUUUAAACCACCUGUUGUCCCUGUAUUGCUUCCCAUAAAAACCUCUUACCAAACAUUUUAUAACAAAUUAAAUAGAACUGCCAGAAACAAAAACAAAAUUGUAUGUACUUAAUUUGUUUGGUCUAAACAAGUUCUGGUUAAUCGACAAGUGAGAUAAGAAAUUUCCUGAUACUCGAACGGCACCACCUAAGCUGAUAAGAGCUUUGCCAGUAUGAGGACAACUGGGCCAGCAAUUAGUUCGUUUAACAUGGAAAAUGGUAACCAACAAUCGGUAUAUACGGAUUUCUCACCAGCCCAGACCUAUCAGCCAACUGAGGGGCAGCCAAAUGUGGUGAUAGUGAACCAACCAGUGAAUAAGGGAAACUAUGGUUCCCAAUCGAAGCGUGUUCAGUGUCCAUCCUGUCAUGGCUUUGUAAUGACCAAUCUAAUGACCAAACCCACCAAGGGAACGCAUUUAAUUGCUGGCCUAUUAUGUGUUUGCUGUUUGUGGCCUUGUGCUGGUCUGCCAUAUUGUAUUAACUGCUGUAAGAAUGUUCAUCAUUAUUGCCCAAAUUGUGGUUGCUAUAUGGGAUCAUAUAAUUUUCUAAAUUGACAAAAAAAUGAAUCAUAGUUUUUAGCUAGAAAGUCAAUUUAGAUUUAUAGAUAAUCUCAAUUUUAAAUUGAACAGCAAAAGUAAAGUGGGUAAAUGCAUUAUCAAAAAAAAAAUGGGAACUAAAUUUAAUCUAGGUGGAGUUCUAUAAA